GUCUGAUUUGCUGCUCGGGCUGUCAGUCAAACAGCGCGCGGCCCGCCCUGGUGCGGCCGCCGUGCCGGGAGCCCUUCCCGCGUGCCGUCCCGGUUUCCCGGAGCGCUUCCUGCGCAGCCGCGCCGGGCGCUGGCCGGCGGGCUGCGGUCCGUGCGGCCGCCGCUCUGAGCAGCUGCCGCUGUGACCCCGGCUGGCGGGACGGUGCCCGCGGGCCGGGGCGGCUGAGAGGAGAGCGCCCGAGGCGGCUCCGUCCGCGCAGAGCUUCGCUGGGAGGCUCGAGGCUGAGCCCGGCGCACCCGCGGAGUCGCGCGGGGCUGGGCCCGGCAGCGGCGCAGGGCAGGAAGAAGAGCUCAGGGAGCUACAGCCUGAUCAGCUUUACCUUGAUCCCCCAGAAGGAUGGAAGGUGAUGGAGCAGCUAAUUCUGGAAACCCUUCUAAGACACAUUAAAGAAAAUGAUCAGGAGUAGUCAGCAUAGAUUCACCAAGGGGAAGCCAUUCUUGACCAACCUGAUAAUUCUCUACAGUGAAAUGACUGGCGUGGUAAACAAAGGGAGGAGAGUAGAUACUUGCAUCACUAAGUCUUUCAGCAGUGUCUCCUGUGACAUCCUCUUGGAGAAGCUGCUACAGUACAGACUGGAAAGUUUAUUUUUGAAGAAAUGGCCUCCAGCAUUGGAAAUGAAAAGAGUGUGAAUCCUGUGCUCAGAAUAAGUCAGCUUGAUGCUCUUGAACUAAACAAAGCCCUGGAACAACUACUGUGGUCCCAGUUUACCAGCUGUUUUCAUGGAUUUAAACCAGGGGUGUUGGCUCAUUUUGAACCAGAAGUAAAAGCAUUUUUAUGUCUUAUAUUAUGGAGAUUCACUAUCUAUUCCAAGAAUGCAACUGUGGGGCAGGCUAUUCUCAAUAUUCAAUAUAAGAAUAACUUAUCUCAGACAGAGAAAUACCAACCUCUGAGCAAACACCAGAAGUUAUGGUAUCUUAUUUUCACUGUUGGUGGAAGAUGGUUGGAAGAAAGAUGUUAUGAUUUAUUUAGCAAUCGUCAACAGGAAUCUUUCUGCAAAAUUAAGAGCUAUAUAGGUUUUGGAUCUGGACUUCUUAAGCUUUGUGGACUUGUAAAUUUUCUGAUUUUUCUUCGGAAAGGAACAUUCGCAACACUUACAGAACGCGUUCUAGGAAUUAGGUCAGUUUUUUGCAAGCCACAAAAUGUUCGUCAGAUAGGAUUUGAAUACAUGAACAGGGAACUCUUAUGGCAUGGCUUUGCUGAAUUUUUGAUAUAUUUGCUACCACUCAUUAAUGUACAGAAACUGAAACUUAAAAUUUCCUCUUGGUGUUUGCCUAUCGCAGGUCUUUCCAAUAGUGAAAACACAUUAGCAGCUCACUGCAGGGAAUGUUCACUAUGUGGAGAAUGGCCUACCAUGCCACAUACCAUAGGCUGUCCACAUGUUUUUUGUUACUACUGUAUUAAAAGUAACUUUUUAUUUGAUAUGUAUUUUACAUGUCCUAAAUGUGGCUCAGAGGUACACAGUCUUCAGCCAUUGAAGUAUAAAAUUGAAAUGACAGAAUUGCAUGUCUGAUAUGAGGUUGAUUUAGUUUUAUACUGUACAUGGUAUGUAUAGAAGAGAUUAAUGGAAGAAUUCAGAAAUUAUUGAAAGCAGACUGCUGAAAGAUGUUUUGGGGACUCUGUAAUUCAUGUAAUAUGUAUUUUUACUGGUCUUGGGUUUUUAUUGAGUAACAGUGCCAUAAUGCCCUACCCCACUUGGCAGGUUAAGGGAAGAUAGUUGGAUUUACUCUGGGUGGUGUGUGGGAGAAACAACAACAACAUUCUCAGGAGGUUCAAGAAGAACUUUUACUUGCAAACUUUAGAAGAUUCCAAUUGAAUAAGGCACUUGGCAAACUUUGACUUAGCAAUCUUUAACUUUCUCAGACACAGUGCCAUUACCAGCUUUCCUAGUAGAUGGAUUAAGUGGGAAAGUUGUUCUUUUCAUGCCUAAAGAAUAAUUUUAAAUUUGAAUUCCCAAUAUGAUGUUACAUUAAAAUAAAAAAUACCAAAGGUAUAAAGAAUAUUUAAGGAAAACAGUGCACCUUCUAGACCUUUGUGAGAUGACAACUAAUUUUCUCAGGCAGCUAUGUCUCUGAGCUUCUAUUAUAUAUAUAUUGUCUUUCCUCAGAAGCUGAGGGACGAAACCCAUCAUCCAUUGGGAUGUGGCAGAUGUUCAGGGUAACACUGAAGAAAACUGUUGACUCACAAGAUGCCAUCUGUAGGAACUGCCACUCAUCUUUUUUUGGUGUGGUCUAGGGGAGUGACAAAUCUCAGAGUUCACUUCCACACAGAAAAAGAUCAAACACAGUUAUGUGCAUAUUAACAUAUUAAAAUAGUUAAUUUCCUGCUUUUUGCUUUCACUAUUUGCUUUCUUAGUUGCCUUUGCAAUGUUUUAGUUGUUCUAACACUUCAUACAUUUACUCUUCAACCUGGUUUUAUAGGAUUAUUUUCCUUUUAAUUGCAAUGGUUUUUUAACACAAAGUGUUAUUCAGAAGAGUCUCAUUAACACAAAAAUACAUUACGUCCUCUUUUGAAUCUUAAAUUGUCAAAAACAUAUGCAGUUAAAUAAAUAGCUUUAUGGUGGCUCUGUUCUUGAUUGGCAAUCAUCAAUAGUCAGUCCCAAAAAUAGCAGGGUAACAGCUGAUUGAGUAACUUUGAUCUACUUUUAUGAAAUGGUUUAUUACAUUCUUCAUUCUACAUUCUGAUUAGAACAACCCACUAGUCUAUUUGUUUGAAGAUCUUAAAUUCUAGGUUUUGAUCUUUAGAGUGACACACAGGGCUUUCAUCUGAUGUAAUUAGAUAUAGUUAGGGGGUGGGCAGCCAAAAACUUAAUUAAUUCUGCUGCUGUUCUUUGAGUCAACAGAGACUUCAGAGCAAGUGCUUCCAGAUACUGUGCUGCAAUAUUAUUUGCUGUCAAAUAUGUGUAUUAGUAGCCUGCCAUAUUUCUGUUAUUUGCUGUUGCAAUUAAAACCAGCAGGUGCAAACCUAUUUUUAUUAGAGUAUGAAAACUGGCAAGUCAUUUGGAGAGCAUCCUGAAGUUACUUCUUGUUCCUGAAGGAAUUUUGUAUGAAUUGUCCUUCCACAUCACUUAAUAGCUUUUCCCAAAGAAAUGUUUUAUCAACGCUGACUUCAAGGUGAUCUAAUGUCUCCGGAAAUGUCAUCAGCAUUUUGGUACUUCAGUCUUUAUCUGUGUUUAUUAAUAAAGAUUUGUAUGCAUCCAAAAUCCAGUGUUUGUAGCUUACAAUCAUAGCACACCUUUGUUUGCUGUGGACUCUUCACUUAUUCUGAAGUCUCAGAGCAAUUUUUUAUCAAAAGAGCAUGGAUUCUCUGUAUUGGCCUCUGCUAGGUGUCAUGCCCUUCUUAGGCUGGAGUUCACUUCUUUCCUAUAUGGAAAUGUUUCAUUUUCCUGAAUAUUAAAGAAUGUUAUCUUCCUUUUUCAUACCAUCUCCCUCUGUCCUGCUGUUUGAUGUGCGUAAGCUGUAUGAAUUUCCUGGGGUUUGUUUUGUCUCUUGCAGUUUCAUGCGGGUAGAGUUUGUGCUCUGUUUUUCAUCCCUCUUACGCUAUCAAUAAAAAACCUGUUUCAAGCAGUUUAGUACCUCUAUUGUACAGCUGGUUUCUGCUGGCUGUGCUAUAUCACACCUUACUCUUGGUUUGUUGUUUUUUUGGUUUUUUUUCUGGAAUUAAACUUCUAAUGCAUAACUCAUGCUGACUUAUUAUAGCAAAGCAUUGGCCUACUUCUGUAGCACCUCCUCAUCACUGUGUUUGGUUUGUAGCCGAUAGUAUUUACAAAGUUUGUGAAGUCUGUGUCUUGUGGCAUAAAUGGUUUUUGUUACCCUAAGAACCUAGAUCAUUAGGUGGGGGUUUAGUUCUUUUAUUUUCCAUGCAAGCAAGCAGGUACCAAGCAUCUCACAGAAGCAGGUGGUUUGGGAAAAGAAUGGUUGUUUAUGUCAGAUACGGAUUUUUUUUUUAUCUCCCAUAUGGUGAAAUUUUUGCUCAGUUGUAGUCACUUAUGAGACGAGGGUUCCAACUUGAAUAUUGAAAAACUACCAGCUUACCUUUUUAGUACUUCAAUAUUCAGCAUUUUCCUAAAGCACUUUAAAAUUAAAAUACACUUUUUAAAAUAUUUUAAUUCUGUUUUGUUGUGUCUUGUGACCUAUAAGUUGCAGAAGAGUCUUAGUUGAAGAUAUUACAGGAAAAAAAAAUCAGAUCCUAUGUAGACUAAUCAAAGGAUAAUUAGUUUUACAUAUUAAUUACCUUGAUAAUUUUUCCUCAUAGACAUUAUAUUUUUCAGGUUUAAACUCUACUUUAACAAAGGACUGCUCCAUCUGGUCCUACUUCCUGCAGUAGAGGGAAUACAUUUUGUUUUGGAAUGUUAAUCUUUAAACAAAAGGGGAUUAGUAUUCAGCUACCAUUAGAAUGCACUUGUGAGUAGUCAUAUGUGCAUCGGUGAAAAGGAUAAAUGCUUAGAAUUUAAGGAAGCUAAAGGACCAGAACUUCUAUUCAGUCUUGGAUAGGAGUUAUAGCCUUAUAUUACCAGUUUUCUUUAUGCCCUGUUGACUUGGUGUGCUGCAUGAACAUUUUCAUUAUCAAAAAUCAAAAGAUGAAGGCAUAAAUGAAACAGACUAAUUACAUUAAUAAACAUACUAGAAAACUUUUCAUUUCUUCAUUUGAAUGAGAAUUACCAGUUGGCAUAAGGUGUGAUUUGGGAGGCAUUCAGAUGAAAGGAGUCAGAGAAUGCUCGUUUUUACUUCCACAAACCACCAUUCCACCUACUUUCUAUGUUUUCAGGGAGGUCUUAGAAGUAAUUUUAUAGAAGACUUAGAAGUGGGAGUUUCUGUGAAAGAAAUGAGAGGGAUAGUAUUUGAUUCCUGCCUUACUUGGAAACACUUAUUUUUCUGUUAAGUGUGAGAUAUGAUGGACAAGGAUGAUCUCAGCAUUAGUAAAGAGACGAUGUGAAGAAAGAAAAGAUAUGUAUUUGCUAAAUACAAUCUAUAUUAUAAUGUCCUUAUUUGAGAAUACUAAUGCAAUUGUUAUCUGGGAUGUAUCAUUCUGAUUAAAACCAAGUUGACAAAUAAAUUAUAUUUUUUAACAGGA
Vidua macroura (Pin-tailed whydah) is the source of this 5130-nucleotide messenger RNA. RefSeq names its product peroxisomal biogenesis factor 2 (gene PEX2). The transcript is spliced from 3 exons. Gene Ontology annotation, biological process: protein import into peroxisome matrix. Gene Ontology annotation, molecular function: zinc ion binding. NCBI's taxonomy places the organism in Eukaryota, Metazoa, Chordata, Aves, Passeriformes, Viduidae. The record is from RefSeq and is a predicted model, not a curated record. The coding region runs from base 656 to 1570 and encodes 304 amino acids. Gene Ontology annotation, cellular component: peroxisomal membrane.